Molecule: messenger RNA, 1563 nt
Organism: Danio rerio (zebrafish)
Lineage: Eukaryota; Metazoa; Chordata; Actinopteri; Cypriniformes; Danionidae
Source: RefSeq, a predicted model, not a curated record
UUCACACUUCCUGGUUCCGGUAAGCGAAGCAGUGUAUCACAACAUCCGGUUCAAUGCAACGCAGUAAGAAAGAAUGGCUGAGUCGUCUCAUCGCUGUUAUUGCAGCGUUCCCGGCUGCUCAAACUCAAAACAACGUCACCCUUACCUCAGUUUCCACGAUUUCCCGAAAGAUGAAGAACAGAGGAAGUCAUGGGUAAAAUUUAUCAGACGGGAUGAAGGUCCUUUGUUUCAAAUUAAACGCGGGAGUACGUUCGUGUGCAGUAUGCACUUCAAAGCGGACGAUAUUUACACUACCAAAAGUGGAAGGAGGAAGAUAAAUCCUGGUGCUGCACCUCGCCUUUUUUCCUGGAAUGACUGGAGUACAGACCGAGUUACACGUGAGUCACCUUUUCAACGGGCAAGUACUCGGCUUGGUGUUGAUGUUCGUGUUGACCGCACUGCUCCAGCCGUAGCUGUGCCGAUACUCCCUCAAGCAGACCACGACUAUGCAUGUCAACCAUCACCUGGACAUUUGGAUGCUGCUGCUCAAAGAAUCAGAGAGCUAGAGGCCAAGGUCAGACAGUUAGAAGUCCAACUCUGUGAUCUAUCUGCCUCAAAAUUACACAUUAACAGAUACUGUGCAACUGAUGAGGACUUUAGAUUUUACACUCGAUUCCCAUCUGAGAAAGUAUUCUGGAUAUUUUGGGAAUCAGUUGCCCCAUCAGCCUCCAAAUUAGUGUACUGGAGUAAAGCACAGAGAAACAGUGGUGCUGUGGAUGUUGAAAAAGGAGGUUCAACCCGUAAACUUGCGCUUGUGGAUGAGCUGUUCCUGUACUGCUGUCGUGUUGCUGCUGGCCUUAAAGAGAAGGUUAUAGCAGACAUUUUUGGCAUCAGUACCGCCACUGUGAGCAGAGUGAUCAUCACAUGGGCCAACUAUUUAUACCUUGUCUUGGGGUCACUGCCUAUCUGGAUGUCAAGGGAACAGGUCACACAACUGAUGCCAGCUAAAUUUGCAGAAUACUGUCCAAAUCUGAGAGUGAUUGUGGACUGCACAGAAAUUAGAUGCGAAUCUCCAUCAUCGCUUACAUUACAGUCUGAAACAUUUUCAGUCUACAAAAAUCACACCACUUUCAAGGCUCUGAUAGGUAUUGCCCCAUGUGGUGUAAUCACCUUUGUUUCCAAGCUCUUCACCGGGUCAAUAUCUGACCAAGAAAUAACCAAGCAGUGUGGAAUUCUCCAACUACUUGAACCUGGAGAUGCAUGCAUGGCCGAUAAAGGCUUUGUCAUUGAUCAGAUGCUGUCAGAUGUUGGUGCAAGCCUCAUCAUCCCUCCAUUCAAAAGAGGUGCAUGCUUCAGCAAGGAGAACACAGAAAAAACACAAAGUAUUGCCCGUCUAAGAAUUCUGGUAGAGAGAGCUAUCAGGAGAAUAAAAGAGUACCAUAUCUGGGACACAACUGUUCCUCUUACACUUUCAGGUUCUGUUAAUCAGCUAUGGACAACCUGCUGUUUAAUGUCCAAUUUCCAAUAUCCACUGGAUACAAAAGACCACAUCUGUGUGUAAAAAAUGAAGUGAACAAAGGUGAA